ACGAUAAUUUUACUGUAUUUUAUUUUCUUACACAUCACUUUUCUCUUCAUUCUAGAAUUAAAAGUGAACAAUUACUGGUCAUUAUUGCACAAGUUAUAAAAAUCUAUAAAGAAUAGCACAAGUAAAGAACUUUGUCCAGCCAGUUUUAAUCUCCCCCAUCUUUUAUCCAACAAGUUUUACAAAAUAAAUAAAUAAAAGUAGGUAACAUUCAAUUCAAGUCACAACUCACAAUUCACAAUCAAAAAAACAAAUCCUUAUACCAUAAAUAAAAACAUAUAUCAAAACGAGAGGUGUAGGUGUUUCCAUUCUAUAUCACACAUUUCUUGUUUGUUUUGUCUCUCCCUCUCUCUCUCUCACUUUCUGAGCUACUCUUUCAUCAUCAAAAUGGUUUACAAAAGUGCAAAAAAUCUAUCAUCACUCUUCUCUUCCUUGAUUUUCCUAGUCCUUAUGUUUGGUCUUGUAACCUCAGAUGUGAACCAAGACAAAGCAGAAUGCACAGACAAACUCAUAGGUUUGGCCAAUUGUCUUCCUUUUGUAAGUGGUCAGUCCAAAACACCAACCAUAGAUUGUUGCACUGGUGUUAAGGAUGUUGUUAAUAAGAGUAAAAGAUGUUUGUGUAUUCUUAUUAAGGAUCAUGAUGACCCUAACCUUGGUUUUAGUAUUAAUGUCACACUUGCUCUUAAGUUACCAGCUGAUUGUAAGUCACCUACUAAUGUAACUCAGUGUAUUGAUCUUUUGCAUUUGUCACCUAAAUCUCAUGAGGCUAAGAUAUUUGAGGACUUUGAGGAAACUCUGGAGAAAAAUAGUACUACCCCAGUUCCUUCAGCCAGUAAUGCCACUGGAAAAGGAACAAAUACAGGAGUAGGUCAAGUCAAGAGUGGUAGCAAAGAGGGAAAGGUGCUUUAUGGAGUUUCACUAUUUGUUUUAGCCUCCUACUUCUUCAUAAUUUGAAAUAUGAUUAUUCAUAUCAAGAUGUGAACAUUUUAAUAAAAGAAUAUAUUGAUAUAUAUAGGUCAAUAUUAUCAUUUGAGAACUAUAGAUUGAAGAUAAUGUAUUGUCUGUUUUUUCUUUAAA
Molecule: messenger RNA, 1074 nt
Organism: Lathyrus oleraceus (garden pea)
Lineage: Eukaryota; Viridiplantae; Streptophyta; Magnoliopsida; Fabales; Fabaceae
Product: non-specific lipid transfer protein GPI-anchored 13
Exons: 3
Coding region: 385-951 (188 amino acids)
Source: RefSeq, a predicted model, not a curated record